AUGCCACACCCAUCACACGCAAAGGGCCGUCGCUUGAGUCUCAGCGCCAAAGCUGCUCCACAGGGUAGCUUCACCCAUUUCUUCACUUCAGAGCAACUCGAAAGUGGCAGUUUUUGUAUUCCUUCUGCUUAUGAAAGCGGCUAUGGAAAUACGUCUCCCACUCAGCCCAGUAGCUACGGUAACUACGCUCUUGGUAACAGCUACGGUCCUCCUCCUGCCUCGCCCUCGUACAUCUCCGCUUCGAACAGGAGCUUCUCCCCCAUGAUGCAAAACAGUAAUUUCUACGCUCCUCCUCCUGUUUCGCCUUCAUACAUCGGCGCGCUCAAUGCAAACUUCUCUUCGAUGCAAAUGUCUGACCCCCGAACGUUGUCGUCGACUCGCGGACAUUGUAGGACCUAUCCGGAGGCCAGGAAAUCAAGGGCGAUCCAUAAAUUGACGAAAGAGUUAUGUGGAAUGAUUUUCUUGCACUGUCUUCCAAAUGAAGGCUACACCAGGCCCAGCCGUCUUGCAGCUCCCUUGUCUAUCAGUCAGGUGUGCCGCCGCUGGAGGUCUAUUGCUCUGGAAUCUCCGAAAUUAUGGUGUUCCAUCCAUAUCAUGCGAAAUCUCAGAGCACGCCACUUUCCUAGCCCUGCCUUACUCAGCGCGUGGCUCACGCGUGCGGGAAAACAGCGUCUGGAGAUCUGCUUUGCACCUGAAGACCCUGAUGACCGCUCGCAUCGUACCCACGCAGCGGAAGUAAAGCAGAUCCUGGAUACACUGGUCUACUUCAUUGAUAGAUGGAGCGACGUCAAGCUUUAUACACGCUACGUCAAUAUGAGCAGUCUCAAACACAUUCCAAGCACUGGUGCACCCAGGCUGGAGUCUUUGGAACUGGUCGGUCCUUCCGACUUCAAAGAGUUUAGCACCAGAGUGUCCAAUAUUUGGGCAGCGUCUCCUCGAUUUAAGGAAUUUAAAAUGGAACACUGGGGUGCUCCCAGUACUUCACCCGGAUUUCUUUCCAUAUUUAACCUUCCUUUCCAACAGUUAACCAGUAUCUCCCUCUCCAGCACUGUGUCGGUCAUCGAAUGCAUCCGGAUGUUACAAUUCUCCCAAAAACUAGUCAACUGCGUGUUUGAGAACAUUUCGGUGGGUUCCUUGCCGCAUCCCUCGAACGCCAAGGUGGCCACGCUCCACAAUCUGCGUUCUCUCGAGCUCACCGUCGACCUUCUCGAAUUUGAUAACCACAGCCAGCAUAUGAUUCUUGCGCCAAUUCUUAACACCAUCAAGGCCCCGCGUCUUCAGAGCCUUCUUUUGGGAUCCGAAGAACGAUGGUCACAGCAGGCGUUCGACGCGUUCAUGGGAUGGUCUCAGUGUCCUCUUGAGAGCCUGACCUUAGACGUGGUUUCCUUAACUGACAAAGAUCUAGAAAAAUGUUUCCAUCGGGUUAGCAAUACUUUGACGCAUCUCAAGAUUCACACCGGAUCAGACCACCCAUCGCCUCUUCGUCCCGCCCUCCUCCAGAAGCUUUCAUUUGACCCGCGAGGGUUUUACUGCCCUUUCCUCAAGACUAUCAGCGUCAAUCGUCAGACCAUUCUGGGCUCUGACGGAGCGUUUGGAAGCAUGAUCAAAUCUCGCUGGUAUAAUCCGGGUCGGCGGCUUAGGAAAGUUGUCCUCGAAAUUGACACGAAGAGAGAACACUACCAUGACGUCCGACGCUUGGAAAAUAUGCAACGCGAAGGAUUGAAGCUUGAUAUAUCUGAGAGGGGUAAUGUGCUAUCCAGAUGCUUUUAUUAG
Laccaria bicolor S238N-H82 is the source of this 1773-nucleotide messenger RNA. RefSeq lists its product as uncharacterized. The record is from RefSeq and is a predicted model, not a curated record. Bases 1 to 1773 code for a protein of 590 amino acids. The transcript is spliced from 2 exons. Lineage: Eukaryota; Fungi; Basidiomycota; Agaricomycetes; Agaricales; Hydnangiaceae. Gene Ontology annotation, molecular function: protein binding.